ACGAUUUUUAGCAAGUUAUUAACCCUUUUUAUAUAGGUUACAAUAUUAGACUGCAGCGUAGCCAGGUUUUUCCAAUGCGUUUCGACUCCACUGAAGACUUAUCCUAUUAUACUCCAUCCCGAAGUGAAUAUCUAGCAAGCAAGUUUUCCACACCCACCUAUGAAUAUUCUGAAUGGCGGACCUUCUCAUCGGGGACCACCGAAGAUGGCUUUAGCGAUGAUGCCUCUGAAUCGACAGAUAUGGAACCCCACAGCCUAGAAUCCGCCAAUUUCAUGCCUGCAUUGUCACCACCACCUACUAUGCCGCGCAAGCCAGCCACCAUAUCUAUCCCGAGAUCUAGUGUAUUAUCGGAUCGGCGGGCAAAAUGCCGCAUGUCGUUCGGCUUAUCCAGCGACGAAGAAGACAACGAACAAGAAGAUGAUGGCUCAACCCUCUCGGAUGUCGCCAUGUGGGAUGGUGAUCGCCUUCAGUUGAUAUUUGACGAGCAGCAGGAGGAAAUUGCCUAUUGCCGUGACCGCAUAUCAAGGAUGACCAAGAACACUCAGGAUCAAUCUAAGCGGGCACAAGAUUUGAUGCAAACAAUCCAUCAGCGCGAUGAUGAGAUCGGCAAGAUGCAGAUGGCCAUGAAUAGGUUUCGACAUCUGCUACAGUUAAAGGAUAAAGAAAUACAAGAUCUUUUGAACGUUAUUCAAGAGUCUUGUUAGCUGCACCCAUGUAUAUGAAAAGAAAAAGCCGCCAUAUCUCUCCCCCACCUUUUUUUUAGUCUUACUUUCCUGUUAAUAUAUCUAAAUCGCAGAGCACACCUUCGUGCUCAUUAUCAUCGAGCAAUGGUGAUAGAUUAUUUAUGGAGACGAGCUGAGCUUUUUCCUUUGUAAUAGUUCUACCUUUUUUCUUUUUUAAUAUAUAUUUUCUUUAUUUGUUAUAUCCAGGUUUGAACGGAAUAAUUGGGCAAAUCCGAUCUGUCAGAGCCGCUAGAUCG
Molecule: messenger RNA, 979 nt
Organism: Umbelopsis ramanniana AG
Lineage: Eukaryota; Fungi; Mucoromycota; Umbelopsidomycetes; Umbelopsidales; Umbelopsidaceae
Exons: 3
Coding region: 75-704 (209 amino acids)
Source: RefSeq, a predicted model, not a curated record